AAUGUGGAAAUGCAAUUAAUGGGAAUAGGUCGAAAGUCCUGAUAUUUUGACUCGAGCCAUAAAGCACUUUUAUGUGGAAUAUUAGUGUACAGUAUUGUAUUCAAGUUUAUUAGCUUAGAACACAAGGAUUACACUAGAAAUUUUAUUUUUUUACUGCAAUAUAUAAGGAAAUAACUCUGACAAGGAAAAAUAUGGUAAUGCAGACCGCCAAUUUGUAUCUAAGGUUGCUAUUUACUUUUCAUUUUUCUGAAGAGUUAAGCAGGAAGCGGUAAAUUGCCGGAAGAAUGUCCAGAGAACUGGUGCUGAUCCUUUGCCGAAGCCUCCCUACUCCAGUGAGGAGCUUAUUAUUGCAUCUUCCAUGAUGGGCCCUGAAUUCAACAUGACUGACAAUGUCUACGAGACAUUUGUUUCACGCCCAAUGAAUGAAGCAGAAAAGCCCACACUGGAUAUGGAUGUUUGUAUGGAAGAUCAGCAUCACAAGUCACGUGCUCCAGCUUUGUCCUCUGCUACUCCUGUGUGUACUUAUCCCAGCUAUUCUUCUAGUUACUGCUCUCACAACCUUAUUACCUCUUCAACUGUCCCUAACACGAGCCCUCUUAUCCAGUCAGUGGCCUCUUCUGUUUCCGGUGCAGCUUGUACUUCACUAUCUGGCCCUUCUACUUGUGUUUCUCCCUCUCUUAUUCAAAUUUCCUCACCCUCCCCAACACUCCCUAUUCAUUCACCAGUAGUUCCACCUUUGUCUGAUCCUCUUACAUCACCCGGUACUCCUGUCGCUUCACCUCCACCCACUUGCUCUUUCACCUCCCCCGUGUCAGCAGUGACAACCAGAAGUAAAAAGAGGAGGUUUACCGAUGAGUACGCUGCAUGUCGGCAGAGGCAAGAGGACAGUCACAGCAUGAAGAUGAAAUUUAUGAAAAAGGCACAUGAUGCCGAAAUGAAACAGUAUGAGGCAAAGAUGAAAGAGUAUGAGGCAAGAAUGAAAGAACAUAAGGCAAGAAUGAAAGAGCAUGAGGUACGAAUGAAAGAGUAUGAGAUAAAAUUGCAAGUAUCAAAAGAGAAAGAGGCGUUACUAAAGUAUGAACGCGACAGAUUGCCGCAAUCUUUUGAUAAAUUAGACAUGUUUUUAGAUAGUGGCCAAGCAGCUUAUCAGGAGAUGAUCAAGUCAUGCGAGUGAUAUCAUACAGGAUGUUUCAGAUUUCAUAAUUUAAGGGGUGUCUUCCCGAGACAUACAUAAGGAUAAAUGACUCCACGACGAGUGUCAAUACCCUAUAUAUAAAUAUAAAGAUUUUUCUGAAGAUUUUGUUCACAUGAGUUUUGAAAAUAAUGUCAAUUAUAAAUCAUUACUAUUUUUGUAUUUUUAUGAAAAUAAA
This is a messenger RNA of Homarus americanus (American lobster), 1370 nucleotides long. RefSeq lists its product as uncharacterized. The record is from RefSeq and is a predicted model, not a curated record. The transcript has 2 exons. NCBI's taxonomy places the organism in Eukaryota, Metazoa, Arthropoda, Malacostraca, Decapoda, Nephropidae. The coding region runs from base 359 to 1174 and encodes 271 amino acids.